AUGGAGCUUUUUGACCUGCCCGUGGAACUAUUCCAGUGUGUUGUUAGGUACCUGGUUAGGGACGUGGGCCCACUCUACGUCGCAGACUACCGGCUUGUAUGCAGACUCUUCGCUAUCGAGAUACAAAAUGAAAUUUUGGCGAAACAACCGCUCGUAGCUUAUUCUCAAGAGGAACGUCGAUUACCUGCGAGGGAGCCGAUACAUGUAGCGACCGCCAGAGACGACGCUCGGUUCACGAAGCUUUUCGCUCAACACGGCGGUACCAUCAUAGGUCAUGAGGUUCUACGAGACCAAAAAAACCCUCUCCCACUAGUUAAGCAUCUGAAGGUCCUUACAGAGACUGUUCUUCGUCUCAAGGACUCCGAGUCACGCAAGCUACGCAGGACGUACACGUUUGAUAUAUCCAAUGCGAUCUCCGGAGUGUACCAGAAACAACUACGCUGGCGAAUUUCCCUACGCACCUCUUCCGAGAUUGCAGAUCCUUCGAUUGAAGAUGAUUUACCUGCUGCUCUCGCCGCGACCGGUAACGUAAAGCUGCUCUUGGAAUUGGCCUCUACUAGAGCAAACUGUCUGACAAAAAGCGGCUCGUCUCUCCCAGACCCUCUAUCGGCGGCGGCAGCGAGUGGACAAGUGGAAACUGUUAAGAUGCUUGCAGAUCACAUCCUCCAAGAAACCAAGGCCAACCCUUCAACUGCAAUACGAACAACAACGAUGGACCUGGGGGAUGCGCUCAAAUUUGCGAUCCGAAAAGGCCAAAUGCAGACCGGAGUCUUGAUAUCUGACCGGCUCUACAAAGCAAGGGGUCGUGAAAUGCUAUCGCACCGCCUGACCAUGGAGUGCUUGCAAUAUCUUGAUACAGGCCUUCUGCGCAGGGUACUAAUCGACAACCAAAGAGUACUUUUGAAACUGCCACAGCCCCGGGACUAUGGUACUUUCAACCAGAAGCUUACUCUCCGAGUUUAUGAGAUGGAUCAGCUGUUCACCAAGGGCAGCCGCUCCAUGCUUCGUGCCUUUCUUCGCGACGGUCUUAUCGAUGCAAACCAUUUCGACAGCCUUAGCGAUCUAGAUCAAGCCUGUUAUGACGCCACAACGCCGCUUGCACUAGCCGUACACCACCACCGCUACGACCUUGCCCGUGUGCUUAUUCAACACGGAGCACACAUAGACGGUGUGCCAAGGACAGGAAAUCCCGUGACCGCGCUGUGGCACGCAGCAAGAGAUGGCUACAUCGGCUGCAGUGACGCCCCCCACCCUGGAGUACGCUUCCUGCUCAAACACGGCGCUGAUCCUGAUAUCCACGGGGACUGGAGGUCGCCACUCCGCGCUGCAGAGAAGCGCUGGCCAGACGUAUACUUCAUUCUACAACAGGCCAAGGACUUUGGUGUUGAUGUCGCGCUGCAUCCCGAUACUUGGAGACGCUAUGAGCUGGUGGUAAAAAUUCCCAUGCAAGUUGAUCUCACUGACAGUAUCCCAUCUCUUUCAGAGCUGAUAGACGAUUGA
Messenger RNA from Cucurbitaria berberidis CBS 394.84, 1500 nucleotides. RefSeq lists its product as uncharacterized. The record is from RefSeq and is a predicted model, not a curated record. The coding region runs from base 1 to 1500 and encodes 499 amino acids. Lineage: Eukaryota; Fungi; Ascomycota; Dothideomycetes; Pleosporales; Cucurbitariaceae. The transcript is spliced from 2 exons. Gene Ontology annotation, cellular component: cytoplasm; nucleus. Gene Ontology annotation, molecular function: protein binding.